Messenger RNA from Schistosoma intercalatum, 2320 nucleotides. Lineage: Eukaryota; Metazoa; Platyhelminthes; Trematoda; Strigeidida; Schistosomatidae. The record is from the annotation of a GenBank genome assembly.
CUCGGGGGCAAUAAUACAAAGGGAAAGGAAUGUAACAAGUUUGAAACCCAACGCGCGCUUCGAUCAUCAGGUGCUCUUUCAUCAUUCUCAACCAGUUAUCUUGUUCAGUUGUGCAUACUACCCAAGCGCCGUUUCGGCGCAUGUUUUUUGUGCCAAAUUUUGCUUUUAGUUCACGGCUGUUUUUACUCCAUAUGUUUGGGCAGUCAUGUUACUUUAGCUCACUUCGCCAGCUUCCUGUUAUUGCUAUUUGUGGAGCCACUGGGACUGGGAAAUCGAAACUAGCAGUAAGCCUCGCCAAUGUUUUCGGAGGUGAGGUCGUCAAUUUCGAUGCUCUCCAAUUGUAUAGUGGGAUAGAUAUUGCAACAAACAAAGUGAGUUAUAGCUUUGUUAGAUUUUCUUCAUUUUGAAUUUCAGAGAGUCACUGAUGAUAUCGUGGUGUAAGUCUUGUGCCUUGAAGAAUUUUCCUGCUUUAGUAGUGAUUCGGUGGGGCAGUAUUAUUUCCAGUCAUGUGUACUGUCAGAGAGAUGGGGUUAUCAUGCAGAAUAACUGAUAUAUCACAUGUCGAGUGUUUAGGUGUCCCACACCAUCUUAUAGGGAUCUAUCCUCCAGAAUUCGGACAUAGAUAUGAUGUUCAUUCAUAUCGAGACAUCUGUUUACCGCUGAUUGAAAAUAUAAGAAAUAUCAGGAAAAAGUUACCUAUUCUUGUUGGUGGGACUCAUUAUUAUUUGGAAGCUAUUUUAUGGCAAGAUUUUCUAGCUUCGAAACGUACUAUUUUCGAUGCAACAAGUGAAUUCGAUAGUGAAGUUUCUUUUGGGCAUCCAUUAGAAUGCUAUGAUCUUUUGCGUACUCUGAAACCAGAUGUAGCCGCACAAUUGCAUCCGAAUAAUGUUCGUAAAGUAAAGAAAGCACUUCUCGAUGUUCUGAAAGGAUCUAUUCAGACUAAAACACAAACUGAAUCGAAUGAAAAUAUAGAAAAUGUAGAUUUGGGAAAACAAGUGUUAAAUCGAUCUAUUAAACCUCGAUAUCCUGGAGAGUCGCUCAUAUUAUGGCUGGACUGUGCUUCCGAUGUUUUGAAUACUCAGUUGAAUAAGCGGGUGAAUAGAAUGUUGGAUUCCGGGUUAGUUGAUGAAUUGGACACUUUUCUUGACAAGGUGAAUGUUUUGCCAGAUAGAUUCAGUGAGACUGAAACAUCUGAUACGCCAGACAUUGCAAAACGAACUCGAGUGGAAAAAUUAAGGGCAUUGUUUGCUCAAGAGUUGGAGUCAGUCUCAGAUCCUAUGACUCGUCGUGGCCUACUUCAAAGUAUCGGACUCAAAGAAUUUUCAGAUUAUUUAGCUUUAUUACCAGAAGAACGUGACACUACUGAGGCAAAUACUCUUCUGAAGCAAGCAACAGAGAAUGUUAAAACAGCCACUCGACAGUAUGCUCGUCGUCAGGUUUCUUGGAUUAGAAAUCGAUUUUUACGACGUCCUGUAGAAGGUAGCAUUCCUGUUUAUCGUAUAGAUGUGACAGAUUUUUUAAACUCUGAAUCUCCAGAUAUUUGGCAUAAGACAAUUAUUGCACCAACUGUACGCUUAGUCUACAAUGAAUUAAUAAAAAUGAAUGAUUUACUCUUUGAAAACUUGAAAAACAAUGAUUAUCUAAAUAGUUUACUUGAUAUUUGUCCUGAAGAUUCUUGUCUUAAAGCAGAAUCAUUACUUUUGCCUAAAUCUUUUAAUGAAUCAAACAAUAAUAACAAUUCUCCAUUCAUUUGUUCAAUAUGUUCAAAUAGGAUAUUUACACAAAUCGAUGGUUGGGAAGCUCAUUUAAAAAGUAGAUCCCAUCAGAAACGUGCAGCAAAAUAUAAGAAAAGAUUACUUAUCGAGAAAGCAAUGAAAAAUUUAUCAUCAUAAUAUUUUGUUAAAUAGAUAAUGUUUUGUAUAAAAGUUAUUAUUUUUUUCUCAAUAAAAUAUAUUACAUUAAUAUUUGUACUGAAUAUUUAAAUGGUUAUACAGUUUGUGGAAUUUCUCUUAUAUUAUUAUAAUGGUUUGUGAAUCCAAAAUGAUAGUAUAGUUGACCUUCAGAAUUAUGAUGAUCAGUUAAUUAGUAAAUAAUAUAACUCAGUAAAUACUUCAAAUUUCAACCGUUUGAUUUGAAUUCCAUAUAAAACUGCUACAGCACUUGCAUCAUGAAUUAAAUUCACUUAUGAGAAUUUGUUUUAUUGUCUUACUUACACCUUUGACUGUCAGGGAAUCAUAACUGUUUGUCAAUUGAAAUUUCUUAAAUUACAGUGAAUAUUUACUGUAUCGUAUUUAUUGAAUGAAAACUAUUUGUUGAUAUA